Erigeron canadensis is the source of this 868-nucleotide messenger RNA. RefSeq names its product SKP1-like protein 1B. Gene Ontology annotation, biological process: SCF-dependent proteasomal ubiquitin-dependent protein catabolic process. NCBI's taxonomy places the organism in Eukaryota, Viridiplantae, Streptophyta, Magnoliopsida, Asterales, Asteraceae. Bases 178 to 648 code for a protein of 156 amino acids. The transcript is spliced from 2 exons. Gene Ontology annotation, cellular component: cytoplasm; nucleus. Gene Ontology annotation, molecular function: cullin family protein binding. The record is from RefSeq and is a predicted model, not a curated record.
UAAUAGAAAAUACAAAAUCUUCUUAAACUAAAGCCCAAACCCUGACCGACCCUCUCUCCCUAUAAAAUAAAAUAUAAAUACAUACGCAAACCAAACCCCCUCAAAUCACAAUUUUCUCAUCACCUGUUUUCGUAAGUUUUGUUGUUGUUUUUUCGUUCUACCAAAAUCAAAAUUUCAAUGGCCGCAGAAAAGAAGUCGAUAGUUUUGAAGAGCUCCGAUGGCGAGACUUUUGAGGUCGAUGAGGCCGUCGCUGAGUUGUCGCAAACCAUAAAGCAUAUGAUCGACGAUCAAUGCGCCGAUACCGCCAUCCCUUUGCCUAAUGUGACCAGUAAGAUCUUGUCCAAAGUGAUUGAGUAUUGUAAAAAGCACGUUGAACACAAAGCUGACGAGGACAAGCCUGCUGAUGACGAUCUGAAAACUUUUGAUGCUGAUUUCGUUAAAGUCGAACAGGGCACUCUCUUUGAUCUUAUCUUGGCUGCCAACUAUCUGAACAUCAAGGAGUUAUUGGACCUGACCUGCCAAACUGUAGCCGAUAUGAUCAAAGGUAAGACUCCAGAUGAGAUUCGGAAGACAUUCAACAUCAAGAAUGAUUACACCCCUGAAGAGGAGGAGGAGGUUCGCCGUGAGAAUGCCUGGGCUUUUGAAUGAACUCAAUAAGGUCUCAACAGUUCAUUCAAGUAGUGUAAAGAAUGGGCUUCUCUUUUUGUUUAGAAAAUCUAACUUUUUUUUUUUGUCUUCCAUUUUUUGUGAUAUCAUGGGUAUGGUAAUAUCUGUUCGGAACAUGUGUUGAACUCGUAUCGGUUUUAAAGGCAACCCUUUAUUAGACAUAUUUUCUUAUUUCACCAAAAGCUACUAUACAUUAUAUUUU